Scatophagus argus is the source of this 3079-nucleotide messenger RNA. It is a transcript of the gene ripk4, whose product is annotated as receptor-interacting serine-threonine kinase 4. Gene Ontology annotation, molecular function: ATP binding; protein binding; protein kinase activity. Gene Ontology annotation, cellular component: cytoplasm. The transcript is spliced from 8 exons. Gene Ontology annotation, biological process: protein phosphorylation. The record is from RefSeq and is a predicted model, not a curated record. Bases 135 to 2573 code for a protein of 812 amino acids. Lineage: Eukaryota; Metazoa; Chordata; Actinopteri; Scatophagidae.
GCUUGACAAGGGGAAAAAAACAAGGAAGAGCUCACAAGUGGGCAGGUCAGUGUGUAUGUUCACUUGCCCAGAUUGUUCUUGGAGACGAGUUAAAAAAAGGAGCUUACCCAGCUGGUGGGUUUUUCAAUACGGAUAUGGACGUCCCGGAUUCUCCACAUGGGAAUAUGGGGCUGUUAAAGACCUUUGAUUGCUCUGAGUUUGGCAGCUGGGAGAAAAUAGGGUCAGGUGGAUUUGGACAAGUAUAUAAAGUUCGGCACGUACAGUGGAAAACAUGGCUGGCUAUCAAGUGCCCACCCUGUCUUCAUGUGGAUGAAAAGGAGCGCUCAGAGCUACUAGAGGAGGCUAAAAAGAUGGAGGCAGCCAAGUUCCGAUACAUUCUUCCUGUGUAUGGGAUCUGUGAGGACCCCCAGGGCCUUGUCAUGGAGUACAUGGAAACUGGCUCCCUGGAGACCCUGCUGGCCACCGAGCCGCUGCCCUGGGAGCUCCGCUUUCGCAUCAUCCAUGAAACUGCAGUGGGAAUGAACUUCUUGCACUGUAUGAACCCACCGCUGCUCCACCUGGACCUGAAACCGGCCAACAUCCUGCUGGAUGCACACUAUCAUGUCAAGAUAUCUGAUUUUGGUCUGGCCCGGUGGAAUGGCCUGUCACGGGCUGAUGACAUCAGCAGAGAUGGCUUCUGUGGCACUAUUGCCUACCUGCCACCUGAAAGCAUCAUCGAGAAGGACAGAGUGUCGGACACCAAGCACGAUGUAUACAGUUUCUCUAUUGUCAUCUGGGGGAUCCUCACACAGAAGAAACCCUAUCAAGGAGAGAAUAACAUCCUUCAGCUCAUGGUGAAGGUGGUGAAGGGGGUUCGUCCAGACCUGGGGGCUGUCCCACGCUGUCGACUUUCAGCCUGUGCAGGGUUCUUAAGCCUCAUGCAGCGCUGUUGGACCACAAAACCUGAGAACAGACCCAGCUUCCAGGAAAUCACAUCUGAAGCUGAGGAGCUCUGCUCUAAACCCCAAGAGGAGCCGAAAACGCCAACAUUGUCAACGUCGGAGCCAGAGCCCACAUCACCUAACACACUUACUAGUGACCAGGUUAAAGACAACAAGCCGGUGCGUCCAAAGUCAGCCAUGUUGCCGGAAAAAGACUACAGCCUGUCAGAACUGUUAAGCCAAGUGGAUUCUGGGAUCUCUAGAAGCUUUGAUCGAGUGAAGGAGGAUAGCUGCCACAGCAAAGAGAACACUUGCAAGAGACUUUCUGGCAUCUCCUCAGCUGAUUCAGCCUUCUCUUCUCAAGACUCCAUUACACUGUCUUUUGAGAAAGAAAACACAUGUGAUUCUGCUGAGGUCCAGAGACGGAAACUAUGUGAGGCCAUCAGAAUGAAAGACACUGCCAAGUUAAUGAAGAUCCUUCAGCCUCAGGAUGUAGAUCUUCUACUAGAUGGAGGAGAUAGUCUGCUUCAUCAUGCCAUUACCUUGGCCAAUGAAGAGGCUGUCAAGUUCCUCCUCCUGAACAAUGCCAAUCCCAACCUUGCAAAUGCCCGUGGCUUGACACCGCUGCAUCUGGCCACAGAGAGGCAUCUAAAGUCCCUGGCAGAACUUCUACUUGGUCGGCGUAGCACCAACGUUAAUGCCAAGGAUGAAGACCAGUACACAGCUUUGCACUGGUCUGCCCAGAAUGGGGAUGAAGCCAUUACACGUCUGCUUUUGGACCGGGGGGCAGCCAUCAAUGAGACCGAUGGCCAAGGACGCACACCAGCUCAUGUUGCAUGCCAGCACGGCCAAGAGAACGUUGUCCGUGUGCUGCUGAGCCGUGGUGCUGACGUCCGAAUCAAGGGUAAGGACAACUGGACAGCGCUCCAUUUGGCUGCCUGGCAAGGGCACCUGGGCAUUGUCAAAUUGCUGGUCAAACAGGCCGGCGCUGAUGUGGAUGGGCAGACAACAGAUGGUCGUACACCACUGCAUCUGGCAUCGCAAAGGGGGCAGUACAGAGUGGCACGGAUCCUGAUUGAACUUGGAGCGGAUGUUAACACGAUGUCUGCCGAGUUAAACACACCUCUACACGUGGCAGCAGAGACGGGUCACACCAGCACCUCUCGCCUUUUGAUCAAACACCAGGCUGAUAUCCAUGUCCAGAAUGCCCAAGGAUUCACUCCUCUCCACCUAGCCUCCCAGCGAGGCCACCUGGCCACAGUCAAGAUGUUGAUAGAAGAGGGGGCAGACCCCUACAAAUCCAACCAGGCUCUGCGCACCCCUUGCCACAUGGCAGCAGAGAAUGGACACUGUGAAGUCCUGAAAGAGCUGCUCCUUCACUGCCCAGAUGCUGGCACUCUGUCAGAUGAACAGGGGCUGAGCCCAUUACACCUGGCAGUGCAGGGUGGAUACUCAAACAUCAUUACUAUGCUGCUGCCACAGGACUGCAAAGACUUAGUUACUGAGAGCUCAGUGCAACCAGCAGCUGAACAGCUCGCAACACCGGAGGCUAAGCAGCUUCAGAGGAAAGUUGUCAUUCUCAAACUGACACAACACAAUGACAAAGACUUUCCACAAUCUACCAGCUCACAGUGUGCCUCAGCACCCUGUUAACGGAGCAAAGACACUGCCAAGACUGUACAGAACUGUCUUCAAUGUUAUUUUUUAUACUCCAUUCACGCCUCAGAGUUUGGAAGGGUCGCUCCAAACUUAAGAGAUUUUUUUGGACUUAAAAGCCCUUCAGCGCUGUAGGUAUUUCCUAACAGUCAUAAAAGCUUUGUAAAUAUGUACACUGUAAAUAGGAACUAUAAAUACUGUGUUAUGUUUGAAUUUAGUGUACUUUUUUACUUAACAAGCACAUUUUUUUACUUAACAAGCACAUUUUGUCAUGAGACAAAUUACAAAUUAUGAUUGUCCUUUGGGGAUCUUUCACUGUACUGUGCUGCAGCUGGUAUGCCUCAAAGUUAUAUUUAAUAGAGCACAAACUUUGAAAACAAGCCUUACUAGGUGAAUGCUGUAGAUCAUCGUCAUCAUUUUUUUUAAAAAAAACUUUGACCUUCAGUGUUCUGUACCUGUUACAUAUCAGUGCUGCAUCAUCCAUUAAAUUUUUUUAAACCUUU